GUACGAGAGGGAAAGCAGAGUGAACGGGAGUAUAUAGUCAGUUUACAAUACAUUUAUUUAUAUCCUGGAAUAUGUAUUACCGAAUAUAUCAGGCCGACAGAUGAUGCGUUUCACGCCUCGUAGCAGGUUAAACAUUGUCUUGCGAUUCGAUGAACGAAAAGACGCACGAACGAGAUGGGCACUGGACGGCUACUUUCUACAACUUCAUUAAACUCAACCCCGCGAAAUCCAUGUUCCUGCGUCCGGUUAGUUGUACUUGCAGUGGUUCUGUUCCAGCUCUGCGCACCUUUUAACUUGGAAACCGAAAACCGGGUGGUGUACUCUGGACCUAGAGGAAGUUUUUUCGGUUAUUCUGUGGACUUUUUCAACAGCAAUGUACCAAGCAUUUUGAUUGGUGCUCCCAAAGCAAACACCAGCCAACCGAACGUCAUUGAAGGUGGAUCUGUCUUUUUCUGUCCCUGGAGCCAGAACCAAUCAGACUGCAGCACUGUCAACUUUGACAACCAAGGAGAUCGCCGUUUCCAUGUCAACAGCGUCGACACCCAGGUGGAAUUCAAGUCCUAUCAGUGGUUUGGGGCAACAGUGCGUUCCCAUGGCAACACCGUCCUGGCUUGCGCCCCAAGGUACUACUGGAGAACGGAACAUGACACCCCCUUCUCGGACGCCACGGGAACCUGCUACCUCUCCGUGGACAGCCUCAAGACGUUUGUGGAGUACGCCCCCUGUCGCACAGAGAGACACGGCCCUGCCGGACAGGGCUACUGUCAGGGAGGCUUCAGUGCUGACUUCACCAAGGAUGGGAAGGUUGUGCUAGGGGGACCAGGAAGCUUUUACUGGCAAGGUCAGCUGAUCUCCGCCACCACAGAGGAAAUUGUGAAGUCCUUUUACCCCUCCUAUUUCCUGCUCUCUGUUACCGGGCAGAUUCAGACCCGGCAGGUGCAGGGUAGCUAUGAUGACAGUUACCUGGGUUACUCUGUGGCCAGUGGGGAGUUCAGUGGGGAUAAUGUUGAAGAUUUCGUCACUGGAGUUCCCAAAGGUCUCAUGCUGUUUGGUGUAGUGUCCAUACUGAGUGGGAAAGAUCUGCGAUCCAUGCUGAACAUAAGCGGAGAACAGAUGGGGUCCUAUUUCGGCUAUGCAGUGGCGGCCACGGACAUCAACAACGACGGGCUGGAUGACCUGGUGGUGGGAGCCCCCAUGUUCAUGCGGAGGGGUUCGGCCGGGCAGCGCUGGGAGGAGGUGGGCCGUGUCUAUGUGUUCCUGCAGCGCCAGCCCCUGCUGUUUGAGCCGGGCCAACCCCACCUCGCAGGGAGCCAGGCCUACGGGAGGUUUGGCAGCUCCCUGGCACCGCUGGGAGACCUCAACCAGGAUGGCUUCAACGACAUCGCUAUUGGCUGUCCCUUUGGAGGAGAUGACCAACAGGGAUUGGUCUUCAUCUAUAAUGGACAUGCCAACGGGGUAAAGAACACGCCCACUCAAACACUAGCUGGCCAAUGGGCCUGUGGCGCCUUUCCUGCCAGUUUUGGCUUCGCUCUCCGUGGAAAUACAGAUCUGGACCAGAAUGGCUACCCAGAUCUCAUCGUUGGUGCUUUUGGGGUUGACAAGGCUGUCCUAUACAGGGCUCGUCCUAUCGUCAAUGCCAGUGCGUCUCUUACAGUGCAGCCGACCAUGAUCAACCCGGAAGAGAAGAGUUGUCUGGUAUCCAAUGGCAACGAGACCAUCUCCGUGUCUUGUGUCAACCUCAGCUUCUGCCUGUCGGCCAAUGGGAAGCACCUCCCCGCUGAUCUAGGUUUCUUGGUGGAGGUGCAGCUGGAUGUUCUGAAACAGACCCAGAAGGAGUCUGUUGUGAGGAGAACCCUGUUCCUGGAAAGCCAACAGCCCAGCUUGCUGAAGACUGUCACCUUCGCCGCCGGCGGACAAACUUGUUACCACGCCGACAUCUUCCUGCGCAGUGAAGGGGAGUUCCGUGAUAAACUUUCCCCUAUUUACGUCAGCCUAAACUUUAGCCUGGACCCUCAUGCCUCACUGGAUCGCCACGGCCUGAGACCCAUUUUAAACCACCAGACAACGCAGCUUAUAGAGCAGAAGGCCCAGAUUCAGUUGGACUGUGGGGAGGACAACAUCUGUGUGCCCGACCUGAAACUGUCCGUUUACGGCGAUAGGACGGAGGUGUAUCUGGGCGACGAGAACUCCCUGACACUGACCUUCAACGCCAGGAACGAGGGAGAGGGCGGGGCCUACGAGGCAGAGCUUUACGUCUUGCUACCCCCGGAGGCGGACUACAGUGGUAUCGCCCGCAACAACGCGAGUUUGACUCGGUUGACCUGUAGCUACGAGGCGGAGAACCAGACCCGCUACCUGCUGUGUGACCUGGGCAACCCUAUGAAGUCUGGCACGAGUUUUUGGGCGGGCCUCCGCUUCACUGUGCCUCGACUGGAGGACACCCACAGCACAGUGCAGUUUGAGCUUCAGAUACGCAGUAAAAAUGAGAAUAACUCUGAGAGUGACAUGAAGCUCUUUGAUCUGGAGGUAGCUGUGGUCGCAGGUGUUAUUCUACAGGGCGUAUCUCGCCCAGACAAACUCCUCUUCCCUCCACCAAACUGGAAGAUGAGCCACAGCUUGCAGGAGGAGCAGGAGGUUGGCCCGGAGAUCCUGCAUGUUUAUGAGUUGGUGAACAACGGGCCCAGUAUGAUCAGUCGUACAGUGCUGGAGCUCCAAUGCCCUCUGAGAGCUCAGGGUCACGUCCUUCUGUAUCCCCUGGAGGUCAUCACUCAAGGACAACUGAACUGCACUUCCAACCACACCCUCAAUGCAUUGAGACUCAAGCUCCAGCCUCCUACAUCAGAGCAGCCUACCUCCUUCCUGACGACCGACCCAGAGCGCCACCUCCACAGAAGAGAGAUCAACAGGGAUCCCCUGGCUGAGAGAGACAACCUGUCGUGUUCUACAACAGAGUGCUGGAGGCUGCACUGUCAAGUAGGUUUACUGGAGAGGGGAGGCAGUGUCCUUCUGACCAUCCGUUCGCGCAUCUGGGCUGAGACCUUCAUCGAGAGGCCAAACAAGCAGUAUGUGCUGGAGUGCUCUGUCCAUUACAAAGUGGAGAAGAUGCCCUACACCAUCGCCCCCAAAGUCAAACCCAGUGGAUCCCAGAAGGUCUUAACUACGGUGCUGUGGAACAAGCCGGACAGUCAGUACAAAGUUCCCUGGUGGAUCAUCCUCUUGGCCAUCCUGGCUGGGCUCCUCCUGCUCUCUCUGCUCAUAUAUGCACUCUACAAGUUGGGCUUCUUCAAGAGAGCCGAUCCCUAUGGCACAGCCAUGGAGAAAGCUCAACUCAAACCCCAGGCAUCUUCCGAGGCCUAAACGGCGGACCAUGCCUUGAUGUUGUUCUCAAGAACUGGAAAGAAAUUACAUUGGACUUCAAUUGUAACUCCAAAUGAACCACAUCAUUCUCAUUAUUUCCUUAUGAAGGGAAGUGUUCAGUCGAUGUCUGUAGGAUGUUUGCCACUGGAUUCCCAUUGGUAUUCAUCCUGAUGCUGCACUGAACUGCUGAAGCAGGCAAACACUUAAGAUAUCAACCACACACCACAUGAGUUAUCUUUCAAACAGACAAACUAUGCAUGAGGUUGAAUGGAGCAUAAAGUCUUUAAAAUCCUCCUUUCAGUAAAUCCAGUAGCAACCCUGGUUGAGGAAUGCUGCGGGGAUUAACCAAACUUUGAAGGACAGUCAGAUACUACAGUGCCUUACUUUGGUCUGAACAGGUCCUCACUGACCCUACAAGCAAGCGUUUGGUGGCCCAUCGUUGGCAAAUUCAGCCAUUACUGGCAUUACUGACAAAUUUCAUCCGCCAGUCAGCCAUUGGUCACUUGCUGUUAAGUGUCUAGUAUUAGAAACUGGUUGUAUUGCAUCCUGAAUGCUGAUUGGCCAAUAACUGUGGUCUAUGAGACCAUAUACCACAGCUAUAACAUAACUGCCAUUUUUACUGUUCUAAUUGCGUUGAUAACCAGUUUAAAAUCGCAAUAAGCCAUUUUAAGGGUUUGUGGUAUAUUGUCAGUAUACCAUGGCAUCGCGCUGCCUGAGAACAGCUCUUAGCCAUGGUAUAUUUGGCACAUAAUACACUCCUUCAUGUCUUAUUGGUUUAGUAUACCACCAUAUCUGCCAACACAUGCUAAAAUUACAUGGUUUGUUUUCCAGUCAGCACUAUUGGUUUAAAAGUGGUUUGGUAGCUGUUUAAAUCAGAUAUAACUUUAAAGUAAAUUCAAGUGGCCUUCUUGCUGACAUUUUUCAUGUACUUCCUGAUGCCUUAUUUUCAUUAUGUUACUAUGCAACUUCAACACUUUUGUAAAUACAGUGCUAAAGCUAUAAAUUGUUACAGUGGAAGGAUAUAACCUCAAAUCCACUGAUCACUAUUUAUAACAUGUUUUUGUGCAUUCAUCAAAAGAAUCUUUGUCAUACUUAAAUAAAUGUUUUGUUUGUUUUGAGACAAAACAAUAAAGUUGUACAUUUAGAAUUUCAUGAAAAAUAUGUAAAACUGCAAUGGAAUUACGUUUUUCUGUAAAACUAUUCUCUCCCAUGUUGGGAGUGUCUUUUUUAAGUUGUUUUGCUG
This is a messenger RNA of Esox lucius (northern pike), 4600 nucleotides long. RefSeq names its product integrin alpha-5. Gene Ontology annotation, molecular function: integrin binding. The coding region runs from base 175 to 3357 and encodes 1060 amino acids. The transcript is spliced from 30 exons. Lineage: Eukaryota; Metazoa; Chordata; Actinopteri; Esociformes; Esocidae. Gene Ontology annotation, biological process: angiogenesis; cell adhesion mediated by integrin; cell-cell adhesion. The record is from RefSeq and is a predicted model, not a curated record. Gene Ontology annotation, cellular component: integrin complex; external side of plasma membrane.